This is a messenger RNA of Acanthamoeba castellanii str. Neff, 1270 nucleotides long. Its product is annotated as kelch repeat protein. Gene Ontology annotation, molecular function: protein binding. The annotation marks the transcript as partial. The record is from RefSeq and is a predicted model, not a curated record. The transcript has 12 exons. NCBI's taxonomy places the organism in Eukaryota, Discosea, Longamoebia, Acanthamoebidae.
AUGGCGUCGGUGGUGCAGCUUGCGGACGAGGUGCUGGUGGGCGUGCUGAGCUGGCUUUCGGCGGACGGCCUGGUGCUCUCGCGUCAGGUGUGCCAGGACUGGCUACGCGUGGCCGACGACGACCUCCUCUGGCGCCCCCUCGUCACCUCCGUGCUGCCCAAGGACGAGGCGUGGGCGGCCCAGCUGGGCGGGCCGGGCGGGUGGCGUGGCCUCUACAUUUUCAAGCAUCGCUUCGACCAGUACUGGGACCACCAGGUGUCUAUGUCGUGGAAGCUGGUCGAGGACCCACUUCGUCUCACGCAGACGGACCAGUGCGCGAUGGCCGUGCUCGACGACUACGUGUACCUGUUUGGCGGGCGCAUGGGCCAGGUGGCCAGCAGCGACCUCUGGGUCUACUCCGCCUCCAAGGGCAAGAAGCUGAGGGGCAUCGUGAUGCAGCGCCCCCGGGCGCAGUACAGCACCGCCGACGAGUGGCCAGCCGGCCGGAUCUACUCCAACGCUGCAGUCACCGAGGACCGGUACCUCUAUGUCUUCGGCGGCAGCGGAGACUGGGGUGCGCUGUUCAACGAACUCUGGGUAUUCGACACCGUCACGCACAGAUGGAAGGAGGUGGAAGCCACCGGCGAUCCGCCUCAGGCCAGGUGGACCCAAUCAGUGACGGCCGUCGGCAAACGGUUGUUCGUAUUCGGCGGCUGGACGCACGACGCCAACUUCAACGACCUCCACAUUUUUGACACGGAAACCAAGCAGUGGAGCAUUGGAGAGAUGAAGGGCGACAUUCCGCCGCCCUUGGGCUGCCACACUGCAUCGCUGGUGGGCAAGUACAUCUUCAUCUACGGCGGCGAUGACGCUCAGCUGCACAUCUACCACGACAUCUAUCGACUCGACACUGAGUCGCUUGUAAUUGAGAAGCUGGCUAUCAAGGGCGAGCUGCAGCCGGAACGGCGGGAGAGCCAUGACGGCGUGGUGGUGGGCAACCACAUCAUCUACUACUCCGGCCAGCGCGGCACCGACAUCGCGAUCUUCAACACCGACGCGCUCACCUGGCACCACCCGCGCAUCAAAGGUGGACCAGUGGGACUGAAUUGGCACAAGUUGUCGUUCGUGGGCAACAAGAUCCAGGUGUGGUUCGGCGCGACGGAGGACCCGUUGCCCUCGAAGCGCAGCGUCGGCAUCAUCUCCCUCACGCCAGAGUUCGGCCAGCAGGGACCGUGGAAGGAGGCGCGGACAAGGAGGGCGAAGGACAAGUGCGUCACUGCAGUAGGCACGU